Molecule: messenger RNA, 1275 nt
Organism: Pteropus alecto (black flying fox)
Lineage: Eukaryota; Metazoa; Chordata; Mammalia; Chiroptera; Pteropodidae
Gene: CHIA
Product: chitinase, acidic
Biological process (GO): carbohydrate metabolic process; chitin catabolic process
Cellular component (GO): extracellular region
Molecular function (GO): chitin binding; chitinase activity
Source: RefSeq, a predicted model, not a curated record
AUGACCGAGCUCACCCUCCUCGCGGGUCUGCUCCUCAUGCUGACAGCUGAGAUAAGUUCUGCCUACCGGCUGACAUUCUACUUCACCAGCUGGGCCGAGUACCAACCUGGCCUGGGACGCUUCAAGCCUGAUGACAUCAACCACCUCUGUCCUCCCCUGAUCUCUGCCUUUGCUGGGAUGGGCAACGACGAGGUCACCACCACUGACAGAAUGGAUGACGUGACCCUCUACCACACUUUCAGUGGCCUGAAAAACAAGAAAGGACUGAACAGUCAACUGAAAACUCUCCUAGCUAUUGGUGGCUGGAAACUUGGAGCUGUUCCUUUCACUGCUCUGGCUUCCACGCCUGAGAGCCGCCAGACUUUCAUUGCCUCAGUCAUCAAAUUCCUGCACCAGUAUGAGUUCGACGGGCUGGACUUUGACCAGGAGUACCCUGGCUCUCAUGGGAGCACUCCUCAGGACAAGCACCUCUUCUCUGUCCUGGUGCAGGAAAUAUGUGAAGGUUUUGAGCAGAAUGCCAAACAGGUUGACAAGCCCAGGCUGAUGGUCACCACUGCAGUAGCUGCUGGCAUCUCCAACAUCCAGUCUGGCUAUGAGAUUCCCCACCUGUCUCAGUACCUGGACUACAUCCAUGUCAUGACCUAUGACCUGCAUGGCUCCUGGGAGGGCUACACUGGAGAGAACAGCCCCUUCUACAAAAACCCAACUGACACUGGCAGCACUGCCCACCUCCAUGUGAUCUGUACCUUCCUGAAGUACGGAGCUACUGAAGCGUGGGAGGCUUCUGAGGAUGUUCCUUAUGCUUACAGAGGCAAUGAGGGGCUUGGCUAUGAUGACACCAGGAGCUUCAAAAUCAAGGUAGACUGUCUGAAGAAGAACAACUUUGGAGGUGCCAUGGUCUGGGCCAUUGAUUCGGAUGACUAUGGCACUUUCUGUAACCAGGGCAAACUCCCCCUGAUUACCACCCUGAAGGAUGCCCCGGGUCUGCAGAGCACCAGUUGCUCUGCCCCUGCUCAGCCCAUUGCACCAAUAACUUCUCCUCCCGGUAGUGGGAGCGGAAGCAAGUGGAAGUGUGAAGUGACGGGGACUGGGAGCAGCAGCUCUGGUGGCAGUUCUGGGGGCAAUGGGUUCUGGGCCGGCAAAGCCAGUGGCCUCUACCCUGUGGCAAACAACAGAAAUGCCUUCUGGCACUGCCCGAAUAGACUCACGUACCAGCAGAACUGCCCGGCCGGGCUUGUCUUUGACACCAGCUGUGAUUGCUGCAACUGGGCAUAA